Molecule: messenger RNA, 2403 nt
Organism: Saxophila tyrrhenica
Lineage: Eukaryota; Fungi; Ascomycota; Dothideomycetes; Mycosphaerellales; Extremaceae
Gene: DPB2
Product: DNA-directed DNA polymerase epsilon, subunit B
Exons: 1
Coding region: 1-2403 (800 amino acids)
Biological process (GO): error-prone translesion synthesis; DNA-templated DNA replication
Cellular component (GO): epsilon DNA polymerase complex
Molecular function (GO): DNA binding
Source: RefSeq, a predicted model, not a curated record
AUGGACACGCUCAAACGACCACUCGAUGCCACACUAUCAUCCUCACCAGCAUUCGGCACACCACUCCACCCCAUCCCCGCCCAACGACCGCCCCCACCCCCACCAGCAUUCAAGCCCGCGAUACAAACGAUACUACCCAUCAUCCUCCCGCCUGCAACACUGCGACCUCUGGCCUUCCGGACGUUCACGAAGAAGCACAACCUCACUCUCAAUGCUUCGGCUCUGCAGUCAUUAGCAACAUUCAUCGGAAGACAUUGCGGGACAGGAUGGAGGGAAGAGGGGACGGGCGAGAAGGUGUUGGAGGAGGCUGCCCGGUUAUGGAAAGCAGAGGGUGGCGCUGUAAUUGUCGAGGAUGGGGAGAGAUUGAAGGGCAUCCUCAAGACGCUGGAGGGUAGCAUGAGUGGCGGGAAGGUCGGGUUGGUAAGGAAGGGCAGUACCGCCAUCAGCCGACAGAGCAGCUUUGCGUUCGGCAACGACAGUGCUGUUGAUCUGACCAAGGAUGGGAUGCGAGGCAUGCAGAGACCGAGUCUGGGCAACGAAGAACGGACCAGUAGUUUUGGUCUGAGCAAACUGCACGUUGAAGAUCCAGCCGACGACGAGCACGACGACGACGAAGCAAGCACAGAUCCCAGAGCAUGGCUCAAAGUCAUCUCAGCCUUCGACCAACCGCGCUUCACCUAUGACGUCGAGAAGAAACACUUCAUCCCUUCGCCCAUCAAACCCAGCCCCUUUCCACCACCGUCACACAAAACAGCCAUCUUCCGGGAAAGGUACAACAUCAUCCACCAACGCCUCCUCCGGAACGAAGCCUUCCAGGCACCCUCCUUCUCUGCUGCACUCCAGAAGUCCCGGCGAGACGGCGGCGGUGCAGCGACCAACUACAAGAUCACGCCCGUAGCCAACCUUCUCGGCCGCGGCGGCUCAUCCCAUCUCCUACUCGGCCAGCUCAUCGUCGCGCCAACCGGCACACUCGCUCUCAACGACCCGAGCGGCAGCAUUAGCAUCUCCCUGGAGCACGCUACACCCUUCCAAGGCGGCACCGACGAGAACGCCCAGCCUUACUUCUGCCCUGGCAUGAUCGUGCUGGUGGAUGGUGUGUACGAAGAAGACUGGGCGGGAGCUGGCUCUUCCGGUCUCGGAAACACUGGAGGUGUCGGCGGCACGAUUGGCGGACGAUUCAUCGGUUUCGGAAUUGGUGGGCCUCCUGUUGAGAAGCGCGAUGCUAGUCUCGGGGCAGGAGAGUCCGGUGGUGGGUUUGGCUGGACGGACUUCAUGGGGACUGGCUCGGAUCGUGCUGUCGGGACACGCAUGCGUAGGUUGGAGCGGCGAUUACUCACAGCGCCUGAAAAGGAGGAUCGGAGGAAGAUGGUCGUGAUGUCCGAAGUCACGCUCAACGAGCCAGCAACGCUCCUUGCGCUGCGGAAGGUCCUGUCGCUCUACACAUCAUCACCGCCCACGACGUUCCUCCUAAUGGGCAACUUCCUCUCCGCCGCGGCGCUGACAGGGACGAGAGACACCGACAGCAUCGCCUACAAAGAAGCCUUCAACGAACUCGCCGCUCUGUUAGCAGACUUCCCAUCCCUACUACGACACUCGACCUUCGUCUUCGUACCCGGCGACAACGACCCCUGGGCCUCCGCCUUCUCGGCCGGUGCGUCGACCCUGAUACCACGGGAUGGCGUCCCCGAGCUCUUCACGAGCAGGAUAAAACGAGCAUUCGCCAAUGCAAAAGAGGCUGGUGAUUCCUCAAAAGGCGAGGCGAUCUGGACAAGCAACCCAGCACGCCUGAGCCUCUUCGGUCCAGCGCACGAAAUCUGCGUCUUCCGCGACGACAUUUCUGGACGUUUCAGGCGGGCAGUCGUAAGGAUCGGCCAGGCGACGAAGAAGGACUCGCCCCUCGAACCGGAGGAACAACAACAACCACACACGAACCUCAACCCCAGCGACGAAGACACCGAUGGCGACAUCCUCAUGUCCGGCGCCCUGCCCUCUUCCCCCCCUGCGCCGCCCUCACCACCCCAACCCCACCUCGCCCCUCCAGUCCAACCCGUCCAACCUCAAAGCGACACCGAAGCCUACCCCCUCCUCCUAGCCAAAAAAACCAUCCUCACCCUCCUCCCGCAAUCCACACUCUCCCCCUUCCCCCUCUCCCUCCGGCCAACACACUGGGACUACACGCCCUCGUCCCUAUCGCUCUACCCCUUACCGCACACGCUUGUAUUGGCGGAUGCGGAGAUGGAGGCGUACAGUUUGGUGUUUGAGGGAUGUUGCGUUCUGAACCCGGGACGGCUUGUGGUGGAUGGUGGGACGAAUGGGAGGGCAGGGAAGGGGAAGAGGGUGGGGUGGUGCGAGUAUGAUUCGUGGACGAAGAGGGGGAGGGUGAGGGGGGAAUGGGUUGGUUGA